GAGCUGGAAAGGGGAAAUUUACCAAGAGACAUGGCGCAGCAGGGGAACGGCAAGUCCGUGUUAUUCGUGUGUUUGGGUAAUAUCUGUCGAUCUCCAAUAGCUGAAGCUGUUUUUCAGAAGUUGGUAACUGACGCAGGAAUAUCUAAAGAGUGGUCCAUAGACAGCGCUGCAACUUCAGAUUGGAAUGUGGGUUCUUCCCCAGAUUCACGGGCCCUAAAGUGCUUAAAAAGCCACAGUAUCGAAACAUCUCAUAGAGCACAACAGAUUACAAGAGAUGACUUUCUUUCUUAUGACUAUAUUCUGUGCAUGGAUGAAAGUAAUCUACAAGAUCUGAAGAGAAGAGGUAGCCAGGUGCAGAACUGCAAAGCUAAAAUCGAACUGCUUGGUAGCUAUGACCCACAAAAACAGCUUAUUAUCCAGGAUCCCUACUAUGGUAGAGAUGAAGAUUUUGAGACUGUUUAUCAGCAAUGUAUCCGAUGCUGUAAAUCGUUUUUGGAGAAGUCCUCUUAGCCAUGAAGAAAUAAACGAGAUUAAAGACUAAUCUGCCUCUCAUUUAUUCUCUGGUCUUUCACAAUAUUCAUCUUUUAAGGGGGUUAUUUAUCAAGGUCCGAAUUUUUCGAAGUAUUUCUAACAAAAUAAAAAUCCGAUCAAUUCUGACUGCCCGAAUGGACCUUAUUUAUCAUUAAAAAUGUCUGAUAAAAUUGGGUCGUGCAAAAAUCCGAUAACUUCAAAGCUUUGCCCAAAAGUAUGAAUUCUUCCUACUUUUCCGCAAAUACUACGAAUGUUUGAGUUUUCAGACUUUUUGGUCCAAAAUCCCCAAAAUUAUUAGAUGUCCGUACGGACAGCAACGCAGACACUGGGACCUUCCCCUUUGACUUAUACACGACCUCGAGAGCUUUGAGAUGCCGGACUUUUAAGACCAUCAUGCUGUAAUAAAUUCCGAAAAAUUAGUCGUUUUAUUUUAUAGUCUGAAAACCACAAAUUAUUCCAAUUUCGGAUAGUUGGAGCAUAAUAAAUACCCCCCUUAGUGUUUUCCAUACAGAAUGUUGUAAAACUCCAGUGCACUGAGUUAGUUUCCCUCUGUUGGGCAUCCAAUUAAUAUUUCCUUCUUUGUGAUUAUUUAAAUAAAGAAGUUUUAAUAAA
This is a messenger RNA of Xenopus laevis (African clawed frog), 1143 nucleotides long. RefSeq names its product acid phosphatase 1 S homeolog (gene acp1.S). The record is from RefSeq and is marked provisional. Gene Ontology annotation, cellular component: cytoplasm. Gene Ontology annotation, molecular function: non-membrane spanning protein tyrosine phosphatase activity; acid phosphatase activity; protein tyrosine phosphatase activity. NCBI's taxonomy places the organism in Eukaryota, Metazoa, Chordata, Amphibia, Anura, Pipidae.